AGUCACGUGGUGCAGCGGGUGGUCGGAGUGGCGACCAUGGAACUCCCAGUGGUCAGCCUGAAGAUGAUCCUCAUAGUCCACUGGCUCCUGACAACUUGGGGUUGCCUGAUACAAUGGCUUCCAGUACCCUACCUUUGGAGCAAUUACACUGUUUUGGCCAUUGGUGUUUGGGCUGUUGCUCAGAGAGACUCUGUGGAUGCUGUUGCUAUGGUUCUGGUUGGCAUGUUACUGACCAUUCUGACAGACAUCAUCCACAUUGCUGUCAGUUACGAGCGUUCAGCAGCAGGUCAAGUAACAGCCAUUCAAGACCAGUUCCGCUUCAGUGUUGGCAUGGCCAUUCUCAGCCUCCUUUUGAAGCCAGUUUCCUGUCUCUUUGUGUAUCAGAUGUAUAAAGAGCGUGGAGGAGACUACAACCUGAACCUUGGUUUCCCAGAUUUAAGUGGUAAUCGGGAUCGAACUUCAUACCAGACCAUCGAUACUCAGGAGCCGCAUCACCAGCCUGGCACAUCCGCAGGCAGCAAGACAGCUUCAGAAAACUAUUAAAGUUGUAAGAUGUACAUGAUGUACAAUACCAUGUAUAGAUACUAUGUGCCUUAGGUUUACAGGAAGCACUGUUGGCUUAUGUUUGUAAUGGUCAGUCCAAAUGCUCAGUGUAUGUCUUGCUAAGUAAGGGUGAGUUGCUCUCAUUAUACAAAAGCAGCAGCUGUCUCUCAGGCUACAGUGGGUGCAGUGCUCAAUGCCACUAUGGUAAUGGGACUGUAUAAAAAUGGGAUCCCCGAUUGAAGUCGUAGAAUAUUAUAAUUAGUCUGAUAGUUGCCUGCCAAUUUUGCUGAGUCUGCAGCUGAAUGAAACAAAAAUAUUUUCCCGUGAUUGAGUGGGGCGGGACAGGGCAGGGGUGGCAGAAAAAGAUCAGAAACUGGCCCAGUGCUUUUGGGUUUGAAUGGGGAAAUAGCCAGGGUUCCUGCACCUGAUUGCUAUGGACUUACCCUGCACGGGGGAAGAGGAGGGGGGAGGAAAAUAGUGCCAAUUAAAUCAAAUAAAUGUUACUUUGUACCCCUUGACUGCUUAGCAAUGAGAAUAUGAAACUGCCAAAUCUCAGGGGGCCAAUGUUGCUUUAUAUGUGACCCCCGGGGUCUCUCGUGUGUGUCUCACCUUGACGGUUACCCAAUUUCCUCGCACGGCGUCGUCUUCCUUGAGGGGAAAGCGCCUCAGGAAACUGGAGCUUGGCAGUGGGUGAUGGAUCCUGUAGCCAUGGUGACGAGAGCUGGCGCUCCUCUCGCCGCUCCUCUCGUCCUAUCGAUGCUUAAACACGGCUCUGCGAUUCUCGUCGAGUUUAUUUGCUGGCUCCUUCGAAAUUAUCGGCGUGGAGAUAAUUUAAAGGCCAGGUCCGUUCCGUGCCUUAGUUCCGACGAUACUCAAGUUCUGUGUGAAGUGCAAUGUAAUUUGUGGUCCGCUACAUCUGUUGAUUGCCGACGAAAGCCAUUAAAAAGUACAGACCGCUGU
This is a messenger RNA of Callorhinchus milii (elephant shark), 1503 nucleotides long. RefSeq names its product angiotensin II receptor-associated protein (gene agtrap). NCBI's taxonomy places the organism in Eukaryota, Metazoa, Chordata, Chondrichthyes, Chimaeriformes, Callorhinchidae. Gene Ontology annotation, cellular component: plasma membrane. The record is from RefSeq and is marked provisional. Gene Ontology annotation, biological process: angiotensin-activated signaling pathway; regulation of blood pressure.